AUGGCAUCAACGGAAUCUAUCGAGAUCGAGGGCAUUACGACGUUCCCGGUGUCUCCGUUGUACCGCUACAUCAUCGAACUCAAAGACGACAAGUUUAGUGGCGGCUUCAGCAAAGCCGACUUUGCAUCGCCUACGAGUGCUCUCCCGUGUGCGUCAGCCGCUGACUACGUAAAAUGCCUGCAGCAAGCUUUCGACAUUGAGCUCAGUGAAAGUGGCGACGCAACGCGCGCCCUGACACAGGCGGAAGACGGCUCUAUCCGACUCAAGUUGACGAUGAUAUUUCGUCUUCUGUGCUCGACGUGGACAAUGGAGAACGUCUUCGACCUCAAGCCUGGAACCAUUGCGCGAAUCAACGCCUUGGAGACGAACGUGCGCGAGCAACGCGAGCUGCUGGAGGAACUACAAGGCGGUGAAGGCGCGGCCACGACCGAACUGAAGGCGAUCCGCAAAGAUGCGUCGUCCAACGUGUACUGGGCAAAAGUUGACUCCAAAGAUUGCAUCGUGUCGGAAGAUACUCACCGAGUUGUUAUCUACCGCACGGGUGUCUACCUGCUUGCCGGAGACACAAAAAUCGCACCAGAGAGCUACCACGAUACUGUUCGAGUGAUGAAGAAUGGAGCGCGAGUUGAAGUCUACGACUUUGAGAGGCAGGGCAGGGGAUGUUUUGCUGCGAUCAUGCGCUUGAGUGCUGGAGACAGCGUCACAGUCCAAUGUGAAUGCAAGGUUGACGACCUUAUCGAUCUGGAUUUGGUUUGCCUGAACCACCCGGAUUAG
Molecule: messenger RNA, 774 nt
Organism: Phytophthora sojae
Lineage: Eukaryota; Oomycota; Peronosporomycetes; Peronosporales; Peronosporaceae
Exons: 3
Coding region: 1-774 (257 amino acids)
Source: RefSeq, a predicted model, not a curated record